Molecule: messenger RNA, 2830 nt
Organism: Acipenser ruthenus (sterlet)
Lineage: Eukaryota; Metazoa; Chordata; Actinopteri; Acipenseriformes; Acipenseridae
Product: tripartite motif-containing protein 16-like
Exons: 9
Coding region: 590-2443 (617 amino acids)
Molecular function (GO): zinc ion binding; protein binding
Source: RefSeq, a predicted model, not a curated record
AAUAAUUCAGCAAAAAACAAACAAAUAAAACACAUUACUUUUCAAGUUGAAAUGUGAUAUCUAAAUAAACAACACCUAUGAACACUGCGUUGCUCAUAAUGUGACAUGCGCACAAAAAAGCAGGGGCACUGAAUGACGCCCCUGUUUGAGACUCGUAUCAGAAUUGAGUAAAUGAUCGUGUUUUUCAUCUUGCUGUGUCCGUGACUCUGCUUAUUAAUGUCUGACAGGUGAACAGUCUUCCUCCCGGCCAGGAGAAUGCAGAAGGGGAGACAGCGCGUUUGAUGUGAUGUAAUGCUUGCAGUUCUGAGCGCUGCCACGGGCGGCGCUUCGGCGCUUUCAGAUCCUGUUUGUAACGCAAGUUCUGACAGAGCGAUUUCUACACCGAAGUUCUAUUAACACUUCGAAGAAUAUACUUUAUUUGUGUGGGUGGUCUAGAAAGCCAGUGUAUAUCUGUGUUAUAUAUAUUUGAGCUAAUCCUAUUUAAAAGAUAUUACCAAAAACAAACAAAAACAAAGAAAACUGCAUGCAUGACACAUCGACGUAUAAGAAAGGAAGAAAAGUUUUGUAAAGGAAUAGCAGAUAGAUAGCGAUGGAUACCGGAGCCUCAGCGCCGGAUCCGUCAAAGGAAAAGUGUGAAGAGGAAAUGAAGAAACAGCCAGAGCCUCGACGAAAACGAAGACGAAGAAACAGUAGUGAGGAAGGCCAUCCUAACAUGUCUGGAUGUGAAGCGAGUGCAGAAGAGGAAACAGGAGAGACAGAGGAACAAGAACCAGCAAGAAUAGCAGAAGCAAAUAUUCUGGUAGCGCAUGACCAGUUUAGCUGUUCAGUGUGUCUGGAGAUACUAAAGGACCCAGUCGCUAUUCCAUGUGGACACAGUUACUGUAUGCGGUGUAUUAAGAACUGCUGGGAUCAGACUGAUCAUACAGGUGUCUACAGCUGCCCCCAGUGCAGAAAGACCUUUACUCCAAGGCCUGAUCUGUGCAGAAACACCGUGCUGGCUGAAGUUGUGGAGAAAUUAAAGAAGACAGGACUCAAUCCUCCUCCUGCUCAAAGUUAUGCUGGACCUGGAGAUGUGCCGUGUGAUGUCUGCACUGGGAGAAAGUUCAAAGCUGUGAAAUCCUGUUUGACGUGCCUGGCCUCUUACUGUGAAACACAAGUCAAGCCACACUAUGAGGGGGCUGCUUUCAAGAGGCACAAGCUGAUCAAUGCAAUUGGAGAUCUGGAGCAGAAGCUUUGUGCUGAACACCAGAAGGUUUUGGAGGUCUUCUGUAGAACCGAUCAGACAUGUAUUUGCUUGUUGUGUACAGAUGAGGAUCACAAGAGCCAUGAUACAGUCUCAGCUGAGAAAGAAAGGAGUGUGAAACAGAAGCAGCUGGAAGAGACACAGACAGAAAUACAACAGAGAAUCCAGGAGAGACUGAAAGAAAUUGAUGAGCUGAAACAGGCUGUGGAGUCACUGAAAGUGGAAAUAAAGGAAAGUGAGAAGAUCUUUACUGAGCUGAUCCGAUCCAUUGAGAAGAUCUACACUGAGGUUAUCGAGCUGAUUGGAGCUAACGAGAAGGCUGCAGUGAAUCAGGCUGAAGGACGCAUGAAGAAACUGGAGCAGGAGAUUGCUGAGCUAAGGAGGAGAAACGCUGAGCUGAAACAGCUUUCAGAGACAGAGGAUCACAUCAAUUUUCUACAGAAUUUCCAGUCUCUCUGUGCCCCUCCUGAAGCUGGAGACUUACCCAGCGUUACUGUCAAUACAGACAUCUCUUUUUGGGCUGUGAGGAAAGCUGUAUUUGAACUUAAAGACCAUAUUGAGAACUUCUGCAAGGGGGAAUUAGUCAAAAUUACCACAACAGUGAAUGAAGUUGCAGUUUACAGUCUGCAGGCUCCAGAGCCAAGGAACAGAGCUGAGUUUUUAAAAUAUUCCUGUCAGCUCACACUGGACCCCAACACAGCGAAUAGAAACCUCUGUCUGUCUGAAGGGAACAGAAAGGUGACAUGGAGGAGAGAGACCCAGAGAUAUCCUGAUGAUCACCCAGAGAGAUGUGACUACUGGGAACAAGUGCUUUGCAGAGAGGGUUUAUCUGGGACUCGCUGUUACUGGGAGAUUGAGUGGAGUGGGGGAGGGGCUGAUAUAGGAGUCACAUAUAAAGGAAUCAGCAGGAAAGGAGUGGAUCGUUCCUGUCUCCUUGGAUGCAAUGACAAGUCCUGGAGUUUGGAAUGCUCUGAUUCCAGUUACUCUGCCUGGCACAAUAACAAUGAAACUGCAAUAACUGCCCCCCACUCCCCCAGAAUAGGAGUGUAUCUGGACUUUAAUGCCGGCACACUGUCCUUUUAUGGUGUCUCUGACACAAUGACCCUCCUGCACAGAUUCCAAACCACAUUCACUGAGCCGCUCUAUCCUGGGUUUUGGCUUCGUUAUGAGUCCCCUGUAACAAUCUGCCAGCUGAACUAGACUGUUUUGUGUUGUAAGAAACCCUUUGUAUUGAACUCCCUGUCUGUCCUCUCCACUCCUCGGGUGAAGGGAAUGUUCAAUCUGACACAACUUUGGAUGAAAGUUAGGGGGUAAAACGGCGCCACCUGCAGAGCGAAACGAGGUGAAUUAUUUGUUUUUAGCAACGAAUGGAUUUCAUAUGAAGUAACUGUAUUUAAUUUAUUUUUUAAGAAUUGUUAUGUUUUAUAUAUAUUUUAAAAAAUGGCAUCCAAUAGUCAGUGCUGUAACAGUUUUUAAAAAAGUGAACUUAAGUUUGCUUUAUUGUGUGUGUGUUUUUGUUUUUUGAUUUCCUUAAAAUGUUUAAUAUUUCAGAUUUUAGUAAUGUGAUUUAAUAAAAAAAAUUAACGU